Molecule: messenger RNA, 816 nt
Organism: Stylonychia lemnae
Lineage: Eukaryota; Ciliophora; Spirotrichea; Sporadotrichida; Oxytrichidae
Source: the annotation of a GenBank genome assembly
AUGGAUCGCCAUAUGCUAUUAAAAUGGAGUGACCAGGAAGUUUGGCUCAAAGUUCCUAAGCUUAUUGAUCAUGGAUCUGUUCAGACUGAGGAUAAAGCUCAUUCGAUUUAAUACCUUAUAUAUGAAUAUCUAGGAUAAUCACUUUAUGAAUACUUUGAAUAGCUUUUAAACUCAACAAAUGCUAUCUAAGGAAAGGCAAGGAUGACAGAAUAGCUGAUUUAAACAAUGAGCUAAUUGCAUUAAUUGGGUUUCAUUCAUAGAGACGUUAAGCCAGAUAAUUUUAUGGUAUAAGACAAUGAGGUAUAUCUGAUUGAUUUUGGUUGUGUUACUGAAUUUAAUCUUGAGAAUUUUGAGAAAGAAAAGACAUGGUAUCCAGUUGGAACUCCUUUAACUCAAUCAAAAUUUGUUAUGAAUGGAUUUUAUUCUUGCUAAGGAGAUGACUUGAUCUCAACCUUGUACUCUAUAUUAUUUCUUUAAGAUCCAGAUAGCUUGUCCUGGGUUAAUGAUUGCAUUAAUGCAAAAUAGCUUAAUAUUGCAUCUCUUAAUAAAAUUAGAGAUUAAAAAGAAAAAUUGACUGCCAAUUAAAAAUAUUGUGAUGAGAGCUCAAAAGUAAUUAUAAAUCAAAUAAAAUUAUUGGAAUCUCUAAGAGUGGAAGACCCUGAUAAAUUCACAAAAGAUAUAAAUUAUAAUGCUAUUAUAGAAGCAGUUAAAUUGUCUUAUAAAAUUGAACAAGAUGCUUUUGACUACAAUUCAAGAUAAAGUUCUCUUUCGAUAAGGUCUCUUGAUAAUUUAAGUUUGAGAUUGAAACAAAAUUGA